AUGCAUUCAGACAACAUGCAUUUUACAUUAAGAGAGGAAAUCAUAAUUUACACAGGAAUUUUUGUCUGUUCUUUAUUAAUUAUUCCUGUUGUGCUUUUAUCAGCCUCGUUGAAGCAUCCCGACGUUCACAACUUGGUUACAAUUGCUGAUCUUAAAUUAAGACAGAAGAUUUUAGACAACUUUUUUGAAAUUAUCGAAACGAAAAGGCUUCAAACCAAGGAAGCAAAUUUUUCUGGUUUGUCAAUAUUUAGAAAUUUCACAAUGACAGAUUUUGAGGAAUUUUCUAGUAGCCCUAAAAAGUUGCCGCGAAAAUAUUUAAGAAAUCUUUGGAAGAAGCGUGAUAAAAGCGUCGUGACAAAAGUAAGGAAUCAAUAUAAAUGUGGAAAUUGUUACGCUUUAGCUGUCAUUGAAACAAUCGAAUCAAUGCAUGCAAUAAGAACUGGAAAUUUAAAAGAAUUUAGUGUUCAGCAAAUGCUUGAUUGUAAUGAUUCAGAAAUGGGAUGUAACGGUGGAGAUUCAUGUCGUUUGCUUAGUUGGUUGCUUACAACUCAAACGAUUGUGCAGUCAAACGAUGAUUACAAAUCCUCAAAAUCAUUAGAAAAAUGUGAGUCAGUGAAGGAAACAUCAACAAAAAUAAAGGUCAAAGAUUAUUUAUGUGAUGACUUCACAAAUCGAGAAGAAUUAUUGUUGCUUUAUUUAGCUUACAAAGGUCCAUUAAUUGCUUCAGUCAACGCCUUACCAUUGCGAAAUUACAAAAGUGGAAUUGUUCAAAAUUACAAAUCGAAUAAGUCUGCAAAAAUUUUGAAUCACGCUGUACAAAUUAUCGGAUAUGAUUUGUCUGGUGACAGUCCUUUCUACAUCGUAAAAAAUUCCUGGGGAAAAAGUUUUGGUCUUUCAGGAUAUUUAAACAUAGCAAUAGGUGGAAAUAUUUGCGGAAUUGCACAAAGAAUUUCUGCAAUAAUUCUUUAA
This is a messenger RNA of Clunio marinus, 969 nucleotides long. Lineage: Eukaryota; Metazoa; Arthropoda; Insecta; Diptera; Chironomidae. The record is from the annotation of a GenBank genome assembly.